UUAAGAUGAAUUUAAUUUCCUCUUAUGUCUUCACUAAAGAAUGUCCUUUAUUUCCAAGCUGGGUUUGGAGUCAUAGCCAAUAUGUGUCUUCUUUUUCUCUAUACUUUCAUAAUUGUAGGUCACAGACUUAAGCCCACAGACCUGAUGUCCUAUCAACUGACCUUCAUUCACAUAAUGAUGAUCCUCACUGGUGGUGACAUUUGGCUUACAGACAUAUUUGAGUCACUGAACAUUGAGAACGACUUCAAAUGUAAGGCAACUUUUUACAUACACAGGGUGAUGAGAGGCCUCUCUAUCUGCAUCACCUGCCUCCUGAGUGUGUUCCAGGCUGUCACUAUCAGUCCCAGUACCUCUUUUUUGGCAAAAUUUAAACCUAAGCUAAAAAAAUACAUGAUUAGUGCUUUCUUCUCUAUUUGGUCUUUCAAUUUGUCCUUCAGUAGUAACCUGAUAUUCUAUGUUGGUGGUUUUACCAAUGUGAGUGAGACAAACCAGAUGAAGGUCACUGAAUCCUGCUCACUCUUCCCCAUGAACUACAUCAUCUGGGGAGUGAUUUUAGCAGUGACAACAUCCAGAGAUGUGUUUCUUGUAGGAGUCAUGCUGACCACAAGUGCAUACAUGGUCAUCAUCCUGUUCAGACAUCAGAGGCAAUGCAAGCAUCUUCACAGCAUCAGCCACCUGAGAGUGUCCCCUGAGAAAAGGGCCACGUGGACCAUCUUGCUGCUGGUAGUUUUCUUUGUCAUCAUGUACUGGGUGGACUUCCUCAUCUCAAAUACCUCAAUCCUAGUAUGGAUGUAUGACCCAUUCAUUCUGACUCUUCAGAAGUUUGUGAUGAAUACCUAUCCCACAAUUACUCCUUUGGUACACAUCAGCUCUGAUAAGAGACUAAUCAAUGCGCUGAAAAACAAGCAGUCAAAGUGCCACCAGAUUUUUUAA
Molecule: messenger RNA, 933 nt
Organism: Psammomys obesus (fat sand rat)
Lineage: Eukaryota; Metazoa; Chordata; Mammalia; Rodentia; Muridae
Product: putative vomeronasal receptor-like protein 4
Exons: 1
Coding region: 25-933 (302 amino acids)
Biological process (GO): G protein-coupled receptor signaling pathway
Cellular component (GO): membrane
Molecular function (GO): pheromone receptor activity
Source: RefSeq, a predicted model, not a curated record